Molecule: messenger RNA, 2016 nt
Organism: Olea europaea var. sylvestris
Lineage: Eukaryota; Viridiplantae; Streptophyta; Magnoliopsida; Lamiales; Oleaceae
Exons: 2
Coding region: 1001-1816 (271 amino acids)
Source: RefSeq, a predicted model, not a curated record
UAAAUUCAAAAUAAAAGAUGCUUUCAGUUCUGUUUCGUUGUUAAUUUUGCCCUUUGUCAAUGAUUUCUUUCCGAUUUUUUUUUCCUGAUUGGAGUCACCUCAGAACUGUAUCAACUACAAAGCUGCAAAGAUUUAUCUGUUGGUAAUAAUUAGAAGCUUUUAAGAUGAAUCGGAAAUUGAACGGUAAGUUGUUGUAGACGAAGUGAGCCCUGAGUUCUUUGUUGUAUCAAUGUUCAUUCAUCAGUGGAUGCUACUAAAUUAAUAGAUUAUUGGGGGCUUGGAUUGGUAAAAAAUUUAAGUGGUUUUAUUUUUUUUUUUUUAAAUAAAAGCCUAUUUUUGCUGUUAAUUUGGAUUAGGGUUUCGAUAAGAUAUUAGUUAAUUACAAAAAAUACGUUGUUUUGCAUAUCUUGUUCGACAUGACUCUUGUGGCAUCGUGUCAAACUUACAUUCCUUGGACAUAUGGAAUCACUUUAAUAUUCUUUAAGUUUACGCUAUCAAAUAGUGAUGAUUUUGUUUAUGAAAUCACUAUAUUCUCAGACUCAAAUGCCAUUUAAAAUUUCCAAUUAAAUGGAUGUCUUAUUUAGAAAAUUAGGUUAGAAAAGAGAGGAGUUUUUUAUUAUUUACAUGUAUACCUCUAACAAGUUUGUCCCUUUUAUUUUUUACCAUGUCUAUUUUGAAGAUUAAUGUAUUUUAGACAUACGGGGUUGAUUUAUUGAUCAAAGUUUCCCUGCAAAAACUUGUAGUUUUGAGUCUUAUAGUUAGGAAGUUUUGAUAAGGGAAUGACUACUCCUGUUCAUGUAUUUAUAAGUGAAUGGAAAACCGGGUUUUCUUGGAGAAUUGUCAUACACCUCUUGUAGGCAUUUUAGAUGCUUAAUUGAACGCUUGAAAUUGAUUGAGUAGAGAAGUUAGAACGUCAAUGUUUUACUAAUGAAAUACUGCAAAUGUGUGUGAUUUACUCCUAGUUCAACUUUAUUGAGUCGCUUCCUUUUCUUGUUUUCUUAUGCAGUCAUAUCACGAGGUAAUCUUGCUUUGUUCUGCUCUGGUGCUUAUAAACUCAAGAAUUAUGACUACGCAGGUUACAACAACAUUAUCUACUUAUCUUCUUGCCAUGGCCAUUGGGGAUGACGUGACAGAAAGCUCUGUUUCUUCUUCAAGUCUCAAUUCUGAAGCAAUUGAGCAGAGUGGAUCUGUGUUUUUACCAGAAGAUGUCACCUGGGCAGAUUCCUGCUUGAGUAAAGAUCCCUUAAUGCUAGAAAACGGUUGGAACUCUCUUAAAGAUGCAUUGUUGGAAACUCUUGGAUCUGAGCCGGACUCUUCUGCUAGGGCAAAAGACAACGAUACCCCUGAAGGAGCCGAGAUAGGGACUUUUCCUUAUACUUCAAGUGAAGAUAUAGGAAAUACGCAUGAUUCAGUUAUAGCAACCAUUAGUACUGCUUCCAGUGAUAAGGUAUCAGAACUGAACACCGAGAAUACUGAUAAUUUCUGGUCAAGAACUGAUGUGAAAAAUGUUUUCCUUCCUACAUACAAUGAGAAUUCAAAGGAUCUUGGUGGUUCUAAUCCUGAGGUGGAUUUUGUUUUUAAAGAACCUGAAUUGGAGCAAUCAACUGAAGACAUUUUCAAGGUAUGGGAUUUAGACAUUCCCCCCGAGGAGGAUGAACUUAUUAAGCAGUUGAAUAAAGCCCUUGCAGAAAGUACUUUGGAGCCAGAACCUUCGAUUCCUGAUGAUUCUGAGCAAUGGAAAUGCUUGAAAGACAAGUCACUUGAUGCUCUCAUUUCCGGGAUUGCCGAUCUGUCUUUGAGCCCGAAUCAGUUUUAGAAUUUUUUUGACCUUUUAUCUUGCAACCAUACAAAGUAGUGUAGUUAUGCUGCUUGAUUACUGAGAAAUCCUCUCGUUUGGCUUUAAUGUUGGAUUAUGGUGUUUUUCACCACAUUGGUUUAGAAAACACAAUUCUUCAUGUUCCCAACUUCUUGGCUUACGGUUUUAGCAUUUACUUUAAAUAUAAAUCUCAUUUUCUA